Molecule: messenger RNA, 2154 nt
Organism: Saccharomyces kudriavzevii IFO 1802
Lineage: Eukaryota; Fungi; Ascomycota; Saccharomycetes; Saccharomycetales; Saccharomycetaceae
Gene: GFA1
Product: glutamine--fructose-6-phosphate transaminase (isomerizing) GFA1
Exons: 1
Coding region: 1-2154 (717 amino acids)
Biological process (GO): UDP-N-acetylglucosamine metabolic process; fructose 6-phosphate metabolic process; protein N-linked glycosylation
Molecular function (GO): L-glutamine:D-fructose-6-phosphate transaminase (isomerizing) activity; carbohydrate derivative binding
Source: RefSeq, a predicted model, not a curated record
AUGUGUGGUAUUUUUGGUUAUUGCAAUUACCUGGUAGAGAGGUCGAGAGGGGAUAUCAUCGACACUUUGGUGGAUGGUUUACAAAGACUAGAGUAUAGAGGCUAUGACUCCACCGGUAUUGCUAUCGAUGGUGACGAAGCUGACUCUACUUUCAUCUAUAAGCAAAUUGGUAAAGUGAGUGCUCUAAAGGAAGAAAUUGCCAAACAGAAGCCAAACAGGGAUGUUACUUUUGUCUCUCACUGUGGUAUUGCUCAUACUAGAUGGGCUACUCAUGGUCGUCCAGAAAAAAGAAACUGUCACCCUCAAAGGUCCGACCCAGAGGGCCAGUUUGUGGUUGUUCAUAAUGGUAUCAUCACAAACUUUAGAGAACUGAAGACCCUCUUGGCCAACAAGGGUUACAAAUUCGAAAGUGAUACUGAUACUGAAUGUAUUGCUAAAUUGUAUCUGCAUUUAUACAAUACAAAUUUACAGAACGGCCAUGAUUUGGAUUUCCAUGAGUUAACUAAACUAGUUCUUUUGGAGCUGGAAGGUUCAUAUGGGUUAUUAUGCAAAUCUUGCCACUAUCCAAAUGAAGUUAUUGCCACCAGAAAGGGGUCUCCUUUACUGAUUGGUGUAAAAUCUGAAAAGAAGUUAAAGGUUGAUUUUGUGGAUGUCGAAUUUCCUGAAGACAACGCUGGUCAGCCAGAAAUUCCCUUGAAAUCGAAUAACAAAUCCUUUGGCUUGGGGCCAAGGAAAGCUCGUGAAUUUGAAGCUGGUUCCCAAAACGCCAAUUUACUACCGAUUGCGCCCAAUGAAUUCAAUCUAAGACAUUCUCAAUCUAGAGCGUUUUUAUCAGAAGACGGCUCCCCAACUCCAGUGGAGUUUUUUGUUUCUUCAGAUGCGGCAUCUGUCGUUAAACAUACCAAGAAGGUCCUAUUCUUAGAAGAUGACGACCUUGCUCAUAUCUAUGAUGGUGAAUUACAUAUCCAUAGAUCAAGAAGAGAAGUAGGCGCAUCCAUGACAAGGUCCAUUCAAACCUUAGAAAUGGAAUUAGCUCAAAUUAUGAAGGGUCCUUACGACCAUUUUAUGCAAAAGGAAAUUUAUGAGCAACCUGAAUCCACUUUCAACACUAUGAGAGGUAGAAUUGAUUAUGAUAAUAAUAAAGUGAUAUUAGGGGGUCUAAAGGCAUGGCUGCCAGUUGUCAGAAGAGCACGUAGGCUAAUUAUGAUUGCAUGUGGUACUUCAUAUCAUUCAUGCUUGGCCACUCGUGCUAUCUUCGAAGAGCUAUCGGAUAUCCCAGUUAGCGUGGAAUUAGCAUCUGACUUUUUGGACAGAAAAUGCCCCGUCUUUAGAGACGAUGUGUGUGUGUUUGUUUCACAAAGUGGUGAAACUGCUGAUACUAUAUUGGCCUUAAAUUACUGUUUAGAAAGAGGUGCCUUGACAGUCGGAAUUGUUAACAGUGUUGGUUCUUCGAUUUCUCGUGUCACGCAUUGUGGUGUUCAUAUUAAUGCAGGCCCAGAAAUUGGGGUUGCCUCUACGAAAGCUUACACUUCCCAAUAUAUCGCUUUGGUAAUGUUUGCUCUAUCAUUAUCAGAUGACCGUGUAUCGAAGAUAGACAGAAGAAUCGAAAUCAUUCAAGGUUUGAAGUUGAUUCCUGGCCAAAUUAAACAAGUUUUGAAAUUGGAACCAAGAAUAAAAAAGAUAUGUUCAACUGAAUUGAAGGAUCAAAAAUCUUUGCUGUUAUUGGGUAGAGGUUACCAAUUUGCUGCUGCUCUUGAAGGUGCUUUGAAGAUCAAAGAAAUUUCUUAUAUGCAUUCUGAAGGUGUUUUGGCUGGCGAAUUGAAACAUGGUGUUUUGGCCUUGGUCGAUGAAAACUUACCAAUCAUCGCCUUUGGUACCAGGGAUUCUUUAUUCCCCAAAGUCGUUUCCUCCAUUGAACAAGUUACCGCAAGAAAGGGUCAUCCAAUCAUUAUUUGCAAUGAAAACGAUGAAGUGUGGGCAGAAAAAUCUAAAUCAAUCGACUUGCAAACUCUAGAAGUUCCACAAACCGUUGAUUGUUUACAAGGUUUAAUCAAUAUCGUUCCCCUGCAACUAAUGUCAUAUUGGUUGGCUGUUGAGAAAGGUAUUGAUGUUGAUUUCCCAAGAAAUUUGGCUAAAUCUGUUACUGUCGAAUAG